CGACGUACGGUGGAACACAACGCAGUCAGCAGCUGCUGUGUUACACCUUCUCCCAUCCGAGUGCCAAGGUUUGCGACUGGGAGUUUGUCCAUCACGUGGCAUAUCACAACCCCUCAACAUCCACGUUUUGGCGUUUAAUCUUUUUGUCCGUCUUCCGACGGCCGAAGCCGAAAAACACCGAGCUACCUCAGUCCCAAUAUGCUCGGCAAGAUCCUCCUCACCAUUGACGCUCUGGGCCUCCUUCUAGGCGCGCCCAUCGCCGACUACAACCACACGCACAUCUUCAACCCGCGCUGGCCGCCACACGCAAAAUUCCACGGCGCGCAAACAAUCACCCUCUCCGUCGUCCUCGGCCUCGCCACGCUAUACUACACCUGGCGCCCAUCCUUACCCUUACCUUUUCUUCUUCCUCCCAAGCAAACCCGAUCCGUGCCCGCCCAGCGCGAGCGCGACUCCCUCGGCGUGGCCGUCUUCACGGGCACCGUCUACUGGCUGGCGGGGCUCGCGGCGAUCCUGUACCCGGGCACGGACGGGAUCGAUCCGGAGUUUGGGCCGGCGGGCUCGUUCCCGCAGCGGAAUGUGUUUGGCGCGUUUGCGGGAUUGGCGGUGCUUGGGUGGCUUGUUGAGAUCUGGGGUUGAUUUCUUACCGUGCUUACAUACGGUAGAUGGUAGGUCAAGGGUUCCGGUAGGGGUGGGGUGAAGACUAAGGUACGGACUACUGUACUGUGUCGAGUGCGUGAGAGCGGCUAGGGUAAUGGUUUUGAUUAAGUACCUAUGGUUGUCGGUUGACUGUUGGCGGGGUUUCUGUAGAAUGUUGGGAAGCUAAUGAGGGUAGUCUCAGAUGCUCGGACUAGCUAUGGCGCAGCCCUGGAGGCACGCCGCUCACCACAACCAAUGAAGGCUAACCAAGUUCCUCCAUGUUAUGAGCCAGGCUCCCCGCGCGCAAGAAAGAAACACGGUGCGGCAGAAUUCAAUUUCUCAGUCAGAUUAGAUACAGGGCACGGAGUGAAACUUUACAGGCCACGGAGUGGAACACCU
Messenger RNA from Chaetomium strumarium, 1038 nucleotides. RefSeq lists its product as uncharacterized. The transcript has 2 exons. The record is from RefSeq and is a predicted model, not a curated record. Bases 199 to 639 code for a protein of 146 amino acids. Lineage: Eukaryota; Fungi; Ascomycota; Sordariomycetes; Sordariales; Chaetomiaceae.